Megalobrama amblycephala (Wuchang bream) is the source of this 2432-nucleotide messenger RNA. It is a transcript of the gene boka, whose product is annotated as BCL2 family apoptosis regulator BOK a. Gene Ontology annotation, molecular function: protein heterodimerization activity; protein homodimerization activity. Lineage: Eukaryota; Metazoa; Chordata; Actinopteri; Cypriniformes; Xenocyprididae. The record is from RefSeq and is a predicted model, not a curated record. Gene Ontology annotation, biological process: regulation of apoptotic process; intrinsic apoptotic signaling pathway in response to DNA damage; extrinsic apoptotic signaling pathway in absence of ligand. Bases 452 to 1126 code for a protein of 224 amino acids. The transcript has 5 exons. Gene Ontology annotation, cellular component: mitochondrial outer membrane.
CUCCGCCUUAACAGAGAGCUUUUCCAUAGAAGGAGACUUCAUGUGUGCAGCCCAUCCAAACAGACCAAAGACAGCACUGCCUCACUGCCGCUGACAGCAGUUUAAUCUUCCCCUCGCGGACUGCUGCUUAUCAGUCUGUAGAGAGAGCAAUGGUACACGAGCUUUUAUUAAAAAUGUCGAUAUUUGAGACUCUUUGAGGAUUUGUUGACGUGAGAGAACCAGCAAGGGUAAUCAAUCUCCGAUUCUCUGCUCUUUUGACCGCUUUAUCAGGUUCAUGAGAAGGUGAGAACGAGUCUUUCUAUUAAUAUAGAAAAACACGCGAGUUUUCAUCUUUAUCCAGAUCGUGUUAGGCGCCAUCAGACUUUGGAAAGAGAGGAGGGUGGAGAAGAAACACUUCCAUACACGGUGAUAAAGGUGGAGGUUGUCAGCUGAUUGUAAUUGAUCUCCACUCAUGAAGGGCAUGGAGAUGUUGCGCCGCUCCUCAGUGUUUGCGGCUGAAGUCAUGGAGGUGUUUGAUCGCUCUCCCACGGAUAAGGAGUUGGUGUCUCAGUCUAAAGUGUUGUGCAGGGAUUACAUUCACUCCAGACUCCACCGGGCGGGUAUCGGAUGGUCUAAACCAGAGCACGGGUCCGGAGGAACACUGGCUGAGGUGUCUUCAGUCCUGCUGUGGUUGGGUGACGAGCUGGAGUACCUGCGACCCAAUGUAUACCGCAACGUAGCACGGCAGCUCAACAUCACAAUUGCCUCAGAGAGUAUAGUCUCUGAUGCCUUUUUGGCUGUUGCUGCAGAAAUCUUCUCUACAGAAGAAAAUCGUACAGGUUUGGAUCAACAUGAGGGUGUUACAUGGGGGAAGAUCGUGUCUCUGUAUGCAGUGGCCGGAGCUCUAGCUGUGGACUGUGUUCGGCACGGGCAUCCAGCAAUGGUGCACACCAUUGUCGACUGCAUGGGCGAGUUCGUUCGCAAGAGUCUUGUGUCGUGGUUAAAGAGGAGAGGAGGCUGGGCGGACAUCACCAAGUGUGUAGUCAAUACAGACCCCAGUUUUCAUUCUCAUUGGUUGGUGGCAGCUGCCUGUGCCUGUGGUCACUAUCUCAAGGCCGUGGUCUUCUACCUGCUGAGGGAAAAAUGAAGAGCAGUAUAAACAAGUGACGGACAGCUGAACUCUUCAGAAGGGGUUUCUAGUCACUGCUUAAGCCUUUCACUGCUCCUGAUGUGUUUACACUUGCACAAAGUUUGCACUUUGGUUACCCUUUACAAUAAGGUCUCAUUUGUUGACACUAGUUAUAUAAUUAGUUAAAAUGAACUAACUAUGAGCAAUAUGUUUUUACAGCAUUUAUUAACCUUUGUUAAUGUUAGUUAAUAAAAGUCCAAUUGUUUGUUCGUGUUAAUUCACAGUUAAUUCAUAUGUUGAAAUUAAGAUUAUUAAAUGCUGCAGAAGUAUUGUUCAUUGUUAGUUCAUGCUAACCUUAUUGUAAAGUGUUACCCAAUAUUGUUUUAAAGAAUAUUGCGCUCCAAGAUGAACGUUAUUUUUAAGGUUUUAUGUGUUUAACCUGGCCUCUUGCACUCUAGGCAUUCCUUGCUGUUACCAUUGUUUUUAUUAAUUGAACCUAAUGUUGAUAUGCAGAAUACCAAGCCCAACGGGAGAGGAAGCUUUUGUGACCUUUGUAUUUGUGAGUGAAAUAGAAAGUUCAUGUACUUGGAUUAAUGCUGUCUAGCACAACGUUGUCUUAUCAGAAGUUUUCUCUGAUUGUUAUUACAUUUUUCACAGUCUUGAGUGGUUUUGAUGCUCUCUAAAUGCAUAUUAUUAACAAUCAAGAUUCAAAAAUUCAACUGAGACCCACAAUGCUAGGUAAAAAAAAAUGGCCAGGAGUUAGAAUGCAUGUAAUUGAGAUCAAUAUCAAUAUUUCCCAAGGAAAAACGUCCAAAGUACUGUAUAUAAAUGGCUGUAGGAGAAUGAAAACAAAGAUUUGGGUUGACUAAAAAUAUAGAUAUAACAUUUCAGUUCAUUCCAUGUUUCAAGUCUGGACCUGUCAACUAGUAUGUCAUAGUGAUGUCUCUCUUUUUUUUAUAAUUUAUUUUCUGUGUAAUAUUUUCACCUUACAUGUGGUGUUGUUGGUGCCGCCUUGAACAAUUUGUAAGAUAUCAUGGAGCCAUCACUAUAUUAAUAACUUAAAACUUGGUGUCUUAAAAUUGUUUCAUUGUUUUGUUCUCUUGUAUAGUUCAGUUUAUAACAAAUAAGUCUGUGGAAAACUACACAUUGUUUUGUGUAUGCUACACUGAAUGUAUGCAAAACAAAAAUAUACUUUUUAUUUUCAAAAAUGUUUUAGCUGUGAUUUUCUUGGGGUUGGGAAAAAAAACAUCAUCAUAAUAAAGCCUUCAUACUGAUAAUUGUACACAACAUUACUGUAACAACACAUUAGUGUAAUUGGUGGAAA